AUGGUGAAAAUGAUGCUAACCGUCACUCUACUCUAUGCUAUAUCCCAGCUACCCCGGCAUGUGGUCUACCUGUAUGGUACCUUUGUGAAUUGGUGCAGAGCAGGUUUCGGAUUGACCUGGCAUCUUGUCAUACUCAUAAGUAGUUCGGCUUCUUGUUACAACCCAUUUGUUUAUGCCUGGAUGAACCCGACCUACAGGAUCGGCUUCAUUACUGCCCUUGGGCGGCUCUGUCCAUCCGAGUUGCAGCGUCGAUACCAGAUCCGCACGGUAGCAAAGAGCAGGAUGCACAAAUUAUACACGGCUGAUGAUAUUAUAGGCAACGGUAACAGCAUUGGUGGGCCAGAUGGUGAAACCAACUUAGAUACCUACGUAGUCGGUGACAGGGGACAGGAGGGCUGUGCUCAUGGCCAGAAGCAUAGCACUGGCUACGAUCUCCAAGUAACUUUAAUCAACAGAGACACGAUAGAUGAAGUGGAACUGGCCUCUGAAACAGAAAAGGCGGCUUCUCCUGUUGUAAAUAAAGUCAAGUGA
This is a messenger RNA of Protopolystoma xenopodis, 531 nucleotides long. The record is from the annotation of a GenBank genome assembly. Lineage: Eukaryota; Metazoa; Platyhelminthes; Monogenea; Polystomatidea; Polystomatidae.